AUGAUGGAGAAUCCCUACGAUCCAAACGAAGAAUCCCAGUUUCACGGUGAAGAAUCCAAAUCUACUGGUCAGCAAGAAGAAUAUCCGAGGUGGCUAACUAUGCCCACGGCAGAAGAGCUGGAAGAACACAUUGAUCCAAGUAUCCACUCCGUCCAAGAAGAAUAUCGUCGACAAGCGAGAGAAUUCAACUGGGCACUCUUAAUGCGGGAACUGCACACCUGGUACCUCAUCCUCAAGUUACACACCAAGAAUUGGUCAAGCGCAAACGCGUUCAAGUGGCUAUGUAAGAAGUUCAAGCUAGCGGCAAAUCGACGGAAGGAGGUUCAGAAAGAGCUGCAAAAUAUCUUAUCGCUCGAUAAUCCUUUCAAGCAACCCGGCCAAAAAUAUACCAUAUCGUACUUUAAAGAGCAAUGGAGGCAUCAGAAAACGUUUCGGGCGGAUCACACCGAUGAAGAGCAGGAGCGGAGAGAUAAACUGAUAAAGAUCUACAAACAUCAGGCAAACAUUGAGCUUUUAAGGCAACGUCUGAUGGAUCCAGAUCUCAAUCUUUUGUCAGAAAAGGAAGUCAAGAAGAUCUUUGAUAAAAUUGAUAAGGUAUCGAAGAAGCUCAAUAAAGAUGCGGCCGAAGCGGAAGCAUUGGGCAUCAAUUUGCCUUCUGGCAAAGAGAACAGUGAUGAGCAGAGGCUGUUACUGCUUUUAUGGAAUUCCAAAAACGAAUUAUACAUUCAGGCAGUCCAACUUCAAGCGGAACGCCAGCCCCUGUUAGAUGCAAAGAAGCUCGGCACUCGGGUAGGAACUGAGCUCAAAGAGAAGAUCCUCAAAGCAAUCGCAACUCGCCGCCCAGCAGUAUUGAUCUACUCGGAGUUCAACCAGAUACGGAUGUGGAUCGCUUUGAUCAACUGGUUCUUCAUGGUUUGGACCGGAGAAGCCGACUUAGAGUAA
Puccinia triticina is the source of this 942-nucleotide messenger RNA. RefSeq lists its product as uncharacterized. Bases 1 to 942 code for a protein of 313 amino acids. Lineage: Eukaryota; Fungi; Basidiomycota; Pucciniomycetes; Pucciniales; Pucciniaceae. The transcript is spliced from 5 exons. The record is from RefSeq and is a predicted model, not a curated record.